Messenger RNA from Neurospora hispaniola, 2216 nucleotides. RefSeq names its product WD40-repeat-containing domain protein. Bases 144 to 2081 code for a protein of 645 amino acids. Lineage: Eukaryota; Fungi; Ascomycota; Sordariomycetes; Sordariales; Sordariaceae. Gene Ontology annotation, cellular component: small-subunit processome; 90S preribosome; nucleus. The record is from RefSeq and is a predicted model, not a curated record. The transcript has 2 exons. Gene Ontology annotation, molecular function: protein binding. Gene Ontology annotation, biological process: maturation of SSU-rRNA from tricistronic rRNA transcript (SSU-rRNA, 5.8S rRNA, LSU-rRNA).
AUUUUCUGCCGCAAAAAGUUCAGAUACGGGUUAGGGUUGUUCUCCAAAACUUCCCAUCCAGCAGAUAGUAGUUGAAGCUUUCUCUGGUUUCUCAACAUCUUCCAUCCUUGCGCCAUCCCUCAUCACCAACAAAACCACACAUCAUGAAAUUGACCAAUCCCGGCGCGGUGCCAGUAUACACCGUAUCUGGGCCGUCGACUGCGAGACCCCUUCCAGAAUGGCUUGCCCGCCGUAGAAAGAGAUCGGCCAAGUACGAGCCCGAAGAACUCAACAACUUCGAGCUCCUCCAGAACUUCGACUUCGAGGAGGCCAGCAACUGCGUCCGUGUCAGUGAAGAUGGCAACUGGAUCAUGAGUUCCGGUACCUACAAGCCCCAGUUCCACGUCCACAACACACAGGAACUGUCGCUGUCUUUCGCUCGCCACACGAAAUCCGAAAACACCACCUUCAUUAUGCUCAGCCAAGAUUACACCAAGAGCGUACACCUCCAAUCCGACCGUUCGAUUGAAUUUCAUACCCCCAUGGGAUGUCACUACGAAGUCAGACUCCCGCGCUUCGGCAGAGACCUUGCAUAUCUUCGCCAAAGCACAGAAGUGCUCAUUCCCUCUGUCGGUCUGAGUGCGGAUGGCUCUGGUAUGGGCGAGGUUUUUCGCCUCGAUCUGGAGCGCGGCCAGUUCUUGAGGCCAUGGCAGGUGGAUGUGGGUGAAGAUGAGCCCGGUGCUGGUCUUCAGGGAAGCAUCAACGUCGGAGCUGUUAAUGUUGCGGCCGUCGCCGAGUCGACACACGGUCUUUGCGCCUUCGGAACGACUGUCGGCACAGUCGAGUUCUACGAUCCCCGUAGCAGGAAUCGUGUUGCGGUAUUGGGCGGCCAAGAGGGCGAAAUUACUGCCUUGGAUUACAGCAGAGACGGUCUCUCUCUUGCGCUCGGAACAGGCACGGGUAUUGUUCAAGUUUUCGAUCUGAGAAACCCUCGCCCGCUUAUGCGGAAGGAUCAGGGCAUGGGUCUUCCCAUCAAGAACAUCAUCCACUUGACGACUCCUACCGAGGAAAAGAAGCUUCUCACGGCCGAUAAGAGAAUCAUCAAGCUCUGGGACGAACAGAGUGGCGACCUCUGGACCUCAAUCGAGCCGACCGUUGACAUUAACCAUGUGGCGCAUGUCCCCGAUUCCGGCAUGCUACUGACUGCAAACGAGGGCAAGCAGAUGCACAGUUUCUUUAUUCCCAACCUUGGCCUGGCUCCCAGGUGGUGCCAUUUCCUCGACAACAUGGUCCACGAAAUGGAGAACGAGAAGCGUGUCGACACAUACGACAACUACAAGUUCCUUACGAUACCCGAACUCAAGCAGCUCAGCUUGGCUCACUUGGUUGGCAAGACCAACCUGUUGCGUCCUUAUAUGCACGGUUACUUUGUACAUUCCAAAUUGUACGACCAGGCUCGUCUCAUUGCCAAUCCGUAUGUCUGGGAAGAGGAGCGGGCCAAGCGCGUCAAGGAGAAGGUUGAGAAGGCUCGCGAGAGCCGUAUCAGAGGUGUCAAGAAGGUCAAGGUCAAUCAGAAGCUGGUUGACAAGAUUGUUGAUCGUUCCGACAAGAAGAAGAUCGCCGCUGGUGUCUUGGGCGAUUCUCGUUUCGGUAAGCUGUUCGAGGAUGAGGAGUUCAAGGUCGAUGAGACGUCUAGGGAGUUCAGAGCCCUCAACCCCAGCACCCAGGUUGGCGGACAAGAUGUCGCAGUACAGCAUGUCAAGGACGACUCUUCAGUCACCAGCAACAGUGACGAUGAGAGCGAUCCGGAAAGCGAGGUCGAAAGCAAGAAAAAGAAGAGCAAGAAGAGCAAGGAUGACGUGGUCAUGCAGGUCUCGUCGUCCAAAAUUGCGGGCGGCAAGGCGAAGGAUACGGCAUUCGGCCAAAGAGCUCCAAGGACUGGGCGCGUCACCAAGGCCCGAACGGACGUGGUCGGAGAGCAGAAGAUUACGUUCGUGCCCGAGUCCAAGAAGAAGAAGCAGGCUGAACCCGAGGCUGCACCAACACGGAAGAGACAUGAUGGGAGGAGAAGUGCAAGCACGAACACCUUUAGACGACUGUAAAACGCCAGAAGCUUAUCCGUCCAACCCUAUAUACUAUACAUGUGAAAAAGUCAUGGUAUCUUUCAUGUCAACUCCCCCAGGCCGUGGUGAACCGGCUAAGAACAUGAUCACCGUCCACGGCACACAUUUCUUUCC